CACGUGCACUGAGAAAUGGGGAAGUUGUGAAAGUAGAAGAGUCUUCCCUAUUCACUGCAUCAUACUAAAUCCUGAGACUGGCUUCAAGAUGAUUCUUCUGCUUGGGUUGGUGAUGCUGACAGGAUGUGCUGAAAGUAUUGAAGAUUUGUCGGGUCGAAUGUUCACUUUCCCACAGCAAAGCAACACUGGUCGUGUGAAGCUGAACAUAGCACAACAGGAAUUAAGUGUUGUUACUCUCUGUCACAGGUCCUUUACCGACCUCAACAGAGACCACGCCCUCUUCUCUCUGGCCACAUCCUCCAAGAGCAAUGACUUCCUGAUUUUUUGGGAUGGAGCAAAUAAGGAGAUGGAGCCUAUCAUCAGGGAUAAAAAGACAGAAUAUAGAGGGUUUGACUACAAGCCGAACAUGUGGCACUCCAUUUGUACCACAUGGGACUCUAAGUCUGGACUGGUGCAGAUGUGGUUUGAUGGAAUACCCUCGAUUAAGAAGUUCAGCACCUCUGGGUCCAACAUCAAAGGAACCAUGAUGAUUAUUUUAGGACAGGAGCAGGAUUCUCACGGUGGGGGAUUUGACAUUAACCAGUCUUUCGUUGGCAUGAUGUCGGACGUCCACAUGUGGGACUACAUCCUCUCCUCCUGCGAGAUCCAGAACUACGUGGAUGAGCACUACUUCACUCCAGGGAAUGUGAUCAACUGGAAUGCACUGGACUUCCAGAUCGUAGACAAAGUGGUGAUUGAGGAAAAAAUUCAGUCUUGUCACUGAACCUUUAAAACAAGUCCAUUAAUACGUUAGAAAGACAAAAAAUUACAUAAUAUUACACUUGCUGUGCUUUUAUGUGCAAUGUAAAUGCAUUUAGAGAAAAAGUCGAAUUGUAGAAUUUACAGGCAGCAAAAUAAGGUGUCGUUUAUCUGUUAACAUGGAGGAGGCAGGGUUUAUGACCAGUGGCAAUUGAAACACUCUGGCUGUCAUGUCGUCCAACUUUAUAAACAGCCCAUGGUUUUUCCCAAAUCAGAUUUUCUGUAUCUUUCAGUCUCACUGCAACAGAUUCAGACUCAAAUUCUAAGGUGGUAAUGUUGCUCCAUUCCUGCUGGAUGUGUGAGAAGGGUAUUAUUUUUUAACAUGUUAGUCAUAACAAGUUUACAUUGCAAUAAUAUCCAGCCUGUGGGUCUGUCGCUUAUUUUGAAGGUCCUCUGAUCCCUAUUGGCCAAAGAUAUAUAAAUUCACCUUUAAACUAGUUUUGGUAUUUACAUGAGCUGAAUUGAUCUUUGUGUGUUAUUUUUCUGGACAUUGAAAUAAACAAUAUCCUUAUUCAA
Hippoglossus stenolepis (Pacific halibut) is the source of this 1314-nucleotide messenger RNA. RefSeq names its product female protein. Bases 89 to 763 code for a protein of 224 amino acids. NCBI's taxonomy places the organism in Eukaryota, Metazoa, Chordata, Actinopteri, Pleuronectiformes, Pleuronectidae. The record is from RefSeq and is a predicted model, not a curated record. The transcript has 5 exons.